GUUUGCGUUGCUUGUGGGCAGCCUGCUCCCAUUGUGCUCCCAAGAGAAGAUGAGUGUCACUAUGAGUUGCAGCCAGUGUCCGCUUUCCUGGACGAGGGAGAAAAUGCUGAAUGGGUGGUACCUGAAGGAAUAAUGCAGAAGGAGUCUGCCCGCUGCUUUGACGUGGUUUACCCUGAUUGUCGCCAUUCUUUGUGCUUCACGAAAGCCUAUGGCAGAUAUGUGGAUGGAACUGGCAGUGUCUUGGCUGUUGCUCGCAGACUGGCUGAGUCGAAAACAGAGCCAGGCUCCUACACCAUGCAGGAGUUUUUCGGGGUGCUGCGCUAUUUCGCCCCUGCAGAGGUUGCACGACUCUUGGGCUUCAAGCUAUCAGUCACCACAGGUGCCUGUAGUCCAUGUUGCCUUCCUGCAUGCUCUUCACAUCCUGUAGUGGGCGGAGAUCUCAAGCAGUGUCAAUGCCCUCAUUAUCAGCUCCCCCCUGCAAAGCCCAGGGAACUGUGGGGCCUUUUAGGCAACUCAUUAAACCCGCAGGUUGUGGCUCUUGUUUGCGCAGCCUGCGACCUCAGCGAUCUUGUACAGGUGAGCGCACGG
This is a messenger RNA of Symbiodinium pilosum, 588 nucleotides long. The record is from the annotation of a GenBank genome assembly. Lineage: Eukaryota; Dinophyceae; Suessiales; Symbiodiniaceae.